AUGACCGGGAAUCCAAAACCCAAAAACCCACUGAAAUCCGAAAUCGUCGACCCGAAAUUAAAGACCACGCUGACUUGGAGCGUCAAAAAUAAGUGCCCAGUACCCAAACCCAACCCAACCAAACCCAAACCAAAAUACGAAAUCGCAGCGGACUCUCUCAAGGUAGGUGAACUUUGUAAUGUUUGCCAUAUCGUGUCACCGUUGGAGUUCUACGUCCGGACUAACCCAACCUUCGAAAGUUUUGAGGUACAUAUUAACGACCUUUUAAACAAACAUUAUCAGUACGUGGGGAACAACUUCAAGUCGAAAGCGGAAGCAAAAGAGCAACUGGGGAAUUUUUGCUUGGGGUACUUGUCGGAGACGAGAAAGUGGUACCGAGUUGAAGUUUUAGACUGGAUGGAGGAUGAUCCAGACACAGUUUUAAUUCAGUUGGUGGAUUACGGCGACAAAUACAUCUACAGUUACACGAAACUGAAGAGAAUAGCUGACGAGUUGUACUCCCGGUUUCCAAAAAUGGCCACUUUGUGCCACCUUGCUGGUAUAUAUUGGCCCACAGAUGACCCAUGGCCUGCAACAACCAUACAAUUUUUGACAGAGAUGACUCGAGGAAGACAAUUUCUGGCCAUCUAUGUACACGAGGAACGAAAUUCGUGUGCUGUUGAUUUAAGGGAAACGGAAGACCCCAAUGCGGAAAGCUUGGGGGAGAUACUAAUCAAACAGGACUACGUUUUUGAAGAAAAUCUAGCCCCAAAGGAUGAUCUUGAUUUAGAUGCAGAAGACAAGGCUCGAAUUUCCCUUCCAAGUGACAAUCUUAAAGAAGACAGUCUUGAUUCAGAUGUAGAUGAUUUAGAUGAAUGCAACAUCAACGAAGUUGUAGCUGGCUAUGACGCGAAAGAUGAAGCUAGAAUUUGCCCUUUUACCAAUAGGUCAGGCGGUUGUUUCAAAAGGGAAAACUGCCGGCUUGAACAUGGUAGGCUGUCAAGAGAUGGCAUCACUACCGACAAAGUUCUAACAUUUAACCGGGCCAAAACUCAGUUCGUUUUACCUCCAGUUGGAGACAUGUUCGAAAUUUUAGUCACCGGCUACAUCAACACCUGCCACUUUUACGCGCAAAUUCUGGACAAUGGAAAUGCCAAACUGAGUCGUCUCACGGAAGUCAUGAACUCUGCCAAAACCGUACAAACUUACCACACUUUUAGAAUAUUUCCAGGAGUUGGAGAGGUGGUUCUGGUUAAAGACGAUGGUCAGUGGUACCGAGGACGCUGCAUCGACUACUCCGAAGACACACGUUUUGAAAUAUUCUUAGUGGACUUUGGGUACACGGUCACCAAGAGACUCAAAGACCUCAGAGAAAUGAAAGAAGACUUUACAUAUUUGCCGUUUCAAGCGGUGGAGUGCGUUUUACACAACUGUCAACAAAUACGGAGUGUGUCGUCGACCUUGGCGAAGUUGUUUUUUGAGUCUUCCAUGAAGAUGAAGAUUUUUAGAGCUCUUGUGUUGGGAACUACUGAUGAUUUCAUGAAGUUGCAGAUUUGGAAUUCGGAUUGUAAGGAUGUGGGUGAAGUUUUGAAGAAGUUUGGUUUAGGAGAGAAUAGGGAUGAGGGGUUUUAUUUUGUUGAUUGGCGUCGUCGUGACAGGAAAUCCGAAAUCGUCGACCCGAAAUUAAAGACCACGCUGACUUGGAGCGUCAAAAAUAAGUGCCCAGUACCCAAACCCAACCCAACCAAACCCAAACCAAAAUACGAAAUCGCAGCGGACUCUCUCAAGGUAGGUGAACUUUGUAAUGUUUGCCAUAUCGUGUCACCGUUGGAGUUCUACGUCCGGACUAACCCAACCUUCGAAAGUUUUGAGGUACAUAUUAACGACCUUUUAAACAAACAUUAUCAGUACGUGGGGAACAACUUCAAGUCGAAAGCGGAAGCAAAAGAGCAACUGGGGAAUUUUUGCUUGGGGUACUUGUCGGAGACGAGAAAGUGGUACCGAGUUGAAGUUUUAGACUGGAUGGAGGAUGACCCGGACACAGUUUUAAUCCAGUUGGUGGAUUACGGCGAAAAAUACAUCUACAGUUACACGAAACUGAAGAGGAUAGCUGACGAGUUGUACUCCCGGUUUCCAAAAAUGGCCACUUUGUGCCACCUUGCUGGUAUAUAUUGGCCCACAAAUGACCCAUGGCCUGCAACAACCAUACAAUUUUUGACAGACGUGACUCGAGGAAGACAAUUUCUAGUCAUCUAUGUACACGAGGAACAGGAAACGGAAGACCCCAAUGCGGAAAGCUUGGGGGAGAUACUAAUCAAACAGGACUACGUUUUUGAGGAAAAAGUAGCCCCAAAAGAUAAUCUUGAUUUAGAAGUAGAAGACAAUGCUAGAAUUUCCCUUCCAAGUGACAAUCUUAAAGAAGACAGUCUUGAUUCAGAUGUAGAUGAUUUAGAUGAAUGCAACAUCAACGAAGUUGUAGCUGGCUAUGACGCGAAAGAUGAAGCUAGAAUUUGCCGUUUUACCAAUAGGUCAGGCGGUUGUUUCAAAAGGGAAAACUGCCGGCUUGAACAUCGUAGAUUGUCAAGAGAUGGCAUCACUACCGACAAAGUUCUAACAAUUAACCGGGCCAAAACUCAGUUCGUUUUACCUCCAGUUGGAGACAUGUUCGAAAUUUUAGUCACCGGCUACAUCAACAACUGCCACUUUUACGCGCAAAUUCUGGACGAUGGAAAUGCCAAACUGACUCGUCUCACGGAAGUCAUGAACUCUGCCAAAACCGUACAAACUUACCACACUUUUAGAAUAUUUCCAGGAGUUGGAGAGGUGGUUCUGGUUAAAGACGAUGGUCGGUGGUACCGAGGACGCUGCAUCGACUACUCCGAAGAUACACGUUUUGAAAUAUUCUUAGUGGACUUUGGGUACACGGUCACCAAGAGACUCAAAGACCUCAGAGAAAUGAAAGAAGACUUUACAUAUUUGCCGUUUCAAGCGGUGGAGUGCCUUUUACACGACUGUCAACAGAAACGGAGUGUGUCGUCGACCUUGGCGAAGUUGUUUUUUGACUCUUCCAUGAAGAUGAAGAUUUUUAGAGCUCUUGUGUUGGAAACUACUGAUGAUUUCAUGAAGUUGCAGAUUUGGAAUUCGGAUUGUAAGGAUGUGGGUGAAGUUUUGAAGAAGUUUGGUUUAGGCGAGGAUAGGGAUAAGGGGUUUUAUUUUGUUGAUGGGGUUUGCGAAUAG
Molecule: messenger RNA, 3216 nt
Organism: Zophobas morio
Lineage: Eukaryota; Metazoa; Arthropoda; Insecta; Coleoptera; Tenebrionidae
Product: tudor domain-containing protein 1-like
Exons: 17
Coding region: 1-3216 (1071 amino acids)
Biological process (GO): piRNA processing; P granule organization; spermatogenesis
Cellular component (GO): P granule
Molecular function (GO): metal ion binding
Source: RefSeq, a predicted model, not a curated record